CCAGUCAGUGCGCCGGGACUCUUGAGGCCAACCGGGAACCGCCGGGAAGCUGCCACCUCCAUCGGGACCACAGGCAACCUGCAGGCGCCAUGCACGCGCUCACCGGUCUCUGGGGCCCCGGAACGACCCGAGCGCCGCCCGCCGGGCUCCUUCUCCUCCUCCUGUGCCUUCUGGCAGCGACGCGCCCCAGCUCGGGGGACCCCGCAGAUUCAGCAUUUACAAGUCUGCCUGUUCGGGAUGAAAUGAUGUCGAAGUACUCUAAUCUUCCCUUGGAGAUUCAUAACUUAUCACUGACAGCAGAACAUGUUAAUACUCCAUUAGAAAAAAAUAUCACUUUGGAAAAGCCUUCUAAGGUGGAACUCACAUGCCAUCUCGUCAUAUCUGGGGAUGCGAAUGCAGCGAAUGUGACUUGGAAGAGAGGUGAUGAGCUACUUCAGAACAAUUACAUCGUCAAUGUGACAGGAAACACCUUGCACACCCAAUACACGCUCACCCUCAUUAACAACAAGCAAAUGGGAGACUAUUCUUGCUUCGUUGGAGAGGAAAAGGAACCAAGAGGAACAUUUAAAAUCAAAGUCCCUCAACUGCAUGGAAAACAUAAGCCAUUGAUCACUUAUGUGGGAGAUUCCACUGUCUUGAUGUGUAAAUGUGAGGGCUGUCAUCCUUUAAAUUGGACCUGGUACAGAAUGAAUGAGAGCACACAGGUUCCUAUUGAUACACACCUGGAUGAUAAAUACGUUGUCAAUGGAACAUACGCCAACGAAACCAAGCUGAGGAUAAAGCAGCUUCUAGAGGAUGACAAGGGCAUCUAUUCCUGCCAUGCGGUCUUCCAGCUGGGCGAGAGUGAGGACCACAUUGAGCUGGUCGUACUGAGCUUUCUGGUUCCCCUCAAACCAUUUCUUGCCAUUGUUGCCGAAGUGUUCAUUUUAGUGGCUGUUAUCCUUCUUUGUGAAAUAUACUCAAAGAAAAAGAAGCAGGGUCCAGAUGAUGGGAAAGAAUUUGAACAGGUUGAACAACUGAAAUCAGAUGACAGCAAUGGUAUAGAAAAUAAAGCCCCCAGGCUCAGAAAAACUGAAUCUGUGGACCAGUGAAUGGAAAAUAUCUGAUCAGCUGUCAGGAAGAUGUACCAAGUUCCUAUGUCCGCUUGUUUAUCUUUGCUUUUAAGAGCAGCAGAGUUUUUAUUUUUGUGUUUUGAAGGCAAAAAGCUUAUUCCACAUGCAUCACAGAAGCUUCAUAAACAACAUGUGCUGGCUCAGAUGGGAAGAUAUAAUUUCAUUUUGUAAUUUGUUUUACAUUAAAGCAAAGUGUUUGGCUCCAGUGUGUUGACUGAGAUGCAGUCCAGGAUAAUUAGUGAUCUUCUUUGGUGCUGAACACAUGUUUUCAUGGGGAAAUGGAUGCUUUGUGCUUUUGGUAAUGGUGGACACUAAACUGGAAGACAGACGUUCAAUCUGUGAGUAAGGGGAGGACAAGGGAAUAAAACUUGUGCCUAUCCAGAGUGUUGUCACUACAAAAGCAAAUCACUACAUGUUUAAUCUACACUUUUCCACUGCUUUUCACAACAAGCCAAAGUGCUUCUUAGUAUUGAAGUAGAGUGAUGGUGUGUGCGUGUGUAUGUGUGUGUGUGCACGUGUACCUGUGUGUUUGCAAAGUCCCACUUUGAGCUUCUUCACAUCCAUCAGCUGUUGAUAUUUGAGGGUGCAGAUCUUCGUGCUAGAAUGUAGUAUUGCUGCCUGGAAUGCUUCAGUGAUUCAUGGCUUCUUGCUAUGUUUCAUUGGAUACCUAGUUUUGGGGAAUCUGUGGCCAGUUGAAUAAACUACAUAAAAAUGCAUUGUUAGUGCUUUUUAAUAAUAAUUCAUUUUGACUGAAAUCCAGGUAUACCAAAGUAUUUCUUUUAUUUUGUUACAAAUGCCUUAUCUUCAUAAAUGGGAUGUUUAGUUUCUAUUACAUAAAUAAUGGAAAUGUUCUAUUAAAUGGCUAUUACCAAAUCAAAUAAAAUCUGAAUGGACA
This is a messenger RNA of Perognathus longimembris pacificus (Pacific pocket mouse), 2007 nucleotides long. RefSeq names its product embigin (gene Emb). Gene Ontology annotation, cellular component: axon; plasma membrane. The transcript is spliced from 9 exons. Gene Ontology annotation, molecular function: cell-cell adhesion mediator activity. The coding region runs from base 90 to 1091 and encodes 333 amino acids. The record is from RefSeq and is a predicted model, not a curated record. Gene Ontology annotation, biological process: homophilic cell-cell adhesion; axon guidance; dendrite self-avoidance. NCBI's taxonomy places the organism in Eukaryota, Metazoa, Chordata, Mammalia, Rodentia, Heteromyidae.